This is a messenger RNA of Caenorhabditis elegans, 1368 nucleotides long. It is a transcript of the gene best-10, whose product is annotated as Bestrophin homolog. Gene Ontology annotation, cellular component: membrane; plasma membrane. Bases 30 to 1301 code for a protein of 423 amino acids. NCBI's taxonomy places the organism in Eukaryota, Metazoa, Nematoda, Chromadorea, Rhabditida, Rhabditidae. The transcript is spliced from 10 exons. Gene Ontology annotation, molecular function: chloride channel activity. Gene Ontology annotation, biological process: transmembrane transport. The record is from RefSeq and is marked reviewed.
AUUUCUCAAUUUUUUGAGGCAUUCAAAAAAUGACAAUAACAUAUUAUCGUGCUGUGUCGACUGAGUCGAUUUCCAACUUUCUAAAGAUUAUAAGACAUUGGCAUGGAUCGCUCGCGAAAUCUGUUUGGCAGGAAUUCUUGUUUUGGCUUUUUCCCUACUAUGUAGUUUGCGCCGUGUACAGAUGUGUCCUGCCGAUAAUUGGAUGGGACGAUCAGUUUAAAAAAUUCGUUGAGAUAUUGUCGACACAUCAGGAUAUGUAUAUUCCGUUGGAAUUUAUGCUUGGUUUCUUUGUCACCACUGUCAUUGAUCGGUGGAGAAAGUCCUUCCAGAACAUUCCGUACAUUGAAAGCUGUGCUUUUGCCGUCUCAGCGGCUCUUCCGGGGCACGGAGCCCUAGAGGUUUCCGCCGCUGGAAUGGAUACCAAACUCACAGCUCGACGUACAAUCAUCAGAUACCUAGUCUUAUCGCAGAUCUUGCUAUUCCGCGAGUUUUCGGUAAAAGUGAAGAAACGAUUCGUCGAUUUGAGGAGCCUGGUAGAUUCCAAAUUUCUGACUGAGAAUGAGUUAACAGAGCUAUCAGAGGAGCUUAAAACUAAGCGUUAUGACAGUUACAUUUUGCCGAUUAACUGGGCUUUUUCGAUUCUUCGGACUGAGAAAUUGAAUUCAAACCCUCAAUUCAUGAAUGCAUGGAAUGUGAUCAACGAUUGGCAAGUGAAACUGACACUUUUGCGAAACGGAGACUUCAUUCCGAUUCCAUUGGCGUACCCUCAGGCUGUGUUUCUUGCUGUUCGAUUCUACUUCCUGGUCUGUCUGUUCACAAGGCAACACCUCGAUUUGAGUGAUCACCAUGCGAUUGAUUACUUCUUCCCACUGCUGACCUCAUUUCAAUUCAUCUUCAUUGUGGGAUGGAUGAAAGUCGCCGAAAUCCUGCUGAAUCCGAUGGGAGAGGACGACGAUGAUUUCGAGUUGAACUACGUCAUCGAUAAGAAUUUCUACAUUGGAAUGACAAUCGUGGAUUCCAAGGAUAUCGAGCUUACGGAAAAUGAUGAGAUUCCGGAUAAAAUUGGUGAAGACUGUCUUCCAUUUUAUCGAAAGGAUUGUGAAGAGGAUGCGAUCAAAAAUCGAGCACUUGUGGGGUCUACAAAGAAUACUAUGCCGAAUCAAGGAGUGAUGGAUAAAGUUGAGGAAAAUUCUAUCCAGGUUGUGGACGAUAACUGGCGUGAUUACAAUGAGAAUCAUUCGGACACUUCGAGUAUCUUGGAAGGAAGUCAGGAGGAUUUUGCUGACGACUUGGCCGCAUAGGCUAUCAACUUCUACUAGUACUUUCACAAAAUAUUAAUCAUCAUAGUAAAUAAAAUGUUUUAUCAAA